AUGGAUCAUUCUCUGAAUCGUUCAUCAAGGAGCAGAGUAGUAGUUGGCAGCAAAAACCCAAGUGGUUCUGAUGAGGAAAGUGGAUGGACAUCUUACUUGGAAGACUUCUCCAAAGGCAUAGAGCCCAGUUAUUGUUCCAGUUUGGAUGGUUCCUCUUUGCUCUCAGAUGCUGCUUCUUCUGCUGCAUGCAAAUUUUCUCAUCAUCUUCUUUCUUCCCCGUCUUUCAAAGGUAGUAAUACCACUGCCCCAAAUCUACCCAACAAGUUGAGUUUCAAGAAAGCAAGAACCAAACAGAUAUCAGAGUAUGACCCUUUGGAAGACACUGCUAGUUCUCCAGUCAAUAGCCCCAAGGUGAGAGACUUGAAUCCAGCUGAAAUCAGUCCUAGAAAGGUUGAUGAUCAACUAGGAGGUUCUAUGGGUAAGGGGUUCACAUCAUCAGAGCAUUAUUCAGAGGAUGAUAACAAGCAUGAAUUAAAAUUUAAUGGAAAGAACAUCGAUUGCACAGACUUGAAGAAAAGGGGGUUAUGCCUUGUUCCUUUGUCUUUGUUGGUUAAUUAUUUGGGGUGA
Sphenostylis stenocarpa is the source of this 567-nucleotide messenger RNA. Lineage: Eukaryota; Viridiplantae; Streptophyta; Magnoliopsida; Fabales; Fabaceae. The record is from the annotation of a GenBank genome assembly.